Messenger RNA from Penicillium subrubescens, 1347 nucleotides. RefSeq lists its product as uncharacterized. The record is from RefSeq and is a predicted model, not a curated record. Bases 1 to 1347 code for a protein of 448 amino acids. Lineage: Eukaryota; Fungi; Ascomycota; Eurotiomycetes; Eurotiales; Aspergillaceae. The transcript is spliced from 3 exons.
AUGAGUGAAACGACAGAGCAAGUUCACAUCGCACUCGACAACACGGGCCACGGUCCGCUCCGAGUCCUAGGGUUCGCAGACAUCCCGGUCCACUAUGAACUCCCUUCCAACGCCCGUUUUGCGCACGGAGUGGUGAAGUGGCGACAGGCCCCCGCAGUCACGGCCCGCGAGCUAACCAUGGUCGCCGUGAUGAACCAUCUCACUGAUCGGCCUGCGUGCCUGGUCUUGACGGAAGGAGGACAAGUGGACCUCGACAACGUGCUGGGCUCCUAUCGAGAUGUGAAGGUUACGCCCAAGCCUUACGAUCGACGGACUAAUUCCCAGUACUUGCAGGGGAAAAUAGAGAGAUUAGGCAGUCCAUGCUGGGGUAUCGGCCCUCCCCAUGGUGACAAGUCCAAGUUCUACCACUGGAGUUCCAACUACCAAUACCUUCCAUGCGAGGUGGAAUUUCUCCACGACUUCGGGACGGAGGUGCAGAUCACCUCGUACAUCAACAACCUGCACCCGGCACCUAAGGAACCGGGAACCGCUUUUUCGUACGAGGAGUGGAAGACCAAUCGACCCAACGAUAAAGCCAUCAUCGACAUCGUUCGUCACCGAAAUGACCGGCAUCCGAACCAGCGGUCCUUCGAGCCUCUUACUCCUCCACACACCCCCUACACGAUCUCUCUCCAAGACACCUUCCGCAAGCAAGGCCUGCAAAUCACGGUGGAGAUGGAGAACGUCGAACUCACCCCCCAGAAUCCCACAUACACCAACGACUCUUGGCAGCUCGACGGCCAACUAAACGAACACAUCGCCGCCGUCGCCGUUUUCGCCUACGACGUUUCAAACACCACCUUCCCCAAGAUCUCAUUCCGACAGAACACGACCCUCUUUGGAGACUUCUACCAAAUCGCCGAGGAACUAUAUACCACAAGGGACUAUGAUCCCCGCACUUUACGAGCCCACCGAUGUGGCAAAAAUUACGCGGAAGAGCUCUGGGCAGUAGGAAGUAUUCUGGGAUUCGAGAACGCUUUUCACCUCCCCAGCGAUUAUCACGGGAUGUUAUCAUACCAGGACAUCGGGUCCGUCGUAACUCCACAAGGUCGAUUAAUCACGUUUCCAAGCGUGUUGGAGUACCGGGUCGAACCGUUUCAGCUGAUGGAUGCGACUCUCCCCGGGCAUUAUCGCUCAAUCAAGAUGUAUCUGAUUGAUCCACACUACCGCAUAUGUUCGACUCGAAAUGUGCCGCCACAGCAGCAUCACUGGUGGACGCAGGAAGCGGGUAAGGCUCUUGCUACGGCGGGACUGCCUCGUGAACUCGUGGAUGAGAUCUUCCGUAGAACAGAUGACUGGCCGAUGUGA